CGCCAUUCUCUAAUGAACAGCAGCAUUGCCCAGACUGGGACCCUAAAUAUAAAGCUACAUUGGCGCAAGUGCUGCUGGGAGGGGGAAGCAGUUUCCUCAGCACCGCACCUGCAGCAACACAGCUUGGAACUAAACAGGACAGCUGCACCCGGUGUCACUAUGAACAUUGAUGUGGAUUUUCACAUUCGCCAGAAUUACCCCUGGGCCAAACUACCCGCCAGUGUGAGACAGAACCUGGGAAACUCCCCCAACGAAUAUGAAAAACAUGUCAUACUGUACAGUAUCCGAAAUCAGCUGAGGUACAGGGCUCAUUUAGUGAAACACGUAAAGAAGGACGAACGCAAGUACUAUGAGGAGCUACUGAAAUAUAGCAGGGAUCAUCUCAUGCUCUACCCAUAUCACCUUUCUGAUAUCAUGGUAAAGGGCCUCCGUAUAACACCCUUUUCCUACUACAUCGGAAUAAUGGAGGACAUUAUGAACAGUGAAAAAAGUUAUGAUUCUCUGCCGAAUUUUACAGCUGCCGAUUGCCUGAGACUACUUGGCAUAGGAAGGAAUCAGUAUAUUGAUUUGAUGAACCAAUGCCGAUCAUCCAAGAAAUUCUUCCGAAGAAAAACUGCCCGGGACCUCCUUCCAGUGAAGCCAGUGGAGAUAACUGUGGAACCUUGGUGGGUGGUACAAGCUGGUUACAUCACUGAAGAUGACAUCAAGAUGUGUAGCACAGCGGAGAAAAGAGCCAUUGAUAAAAUAAUCGAUUCAGGACCUCAGCUUGCAGGAUCUCUGGAUUACAAUACUGUUCAUAGCCUUUACAAUAAAGGAUUUAUUUAUCUUGACGUGCCAAUCUCCGAUGACAGUUGCAUAGCUGUGCCCCCUCUUGAAGGUUUUGUGAUGAACCGGCUUCAAGGCGACUACUUUGAAACGCUUCUCUACAAGAUAUUUGUUUCAAUCGACGAACAUACAAAUGUAGCAGAGCUUGCAAACGUUUUGGAGAUUGAUUUAUCAUUAGUGAAGAAUGCCGUCUCUAUGUACUGCCGCCUGGGAUUUGCCCUUAAGAAAGGACAGGUCAUAAACACAGAUCAGCUUCAUCCAUCCUGGAAUAACGUUCCGUCUGUUAAUAGACUCAAAAGUACACUGGACCCGCAGAAGAUGCUCCUUUCCUGGGAGAGUGCAGAAAACAAAAGUCUCAUACAGGACCUGGCGUCUUCUGUAACAGACACUGAUACCAACAGCCAAGAGGACCAAGCCGACUCAACCAGUGUUAGCAGCCUGACACUAUCCAGCGGGCACACCAAACGAAUUGCUUUCCUGUUUGAUUCUACCCUCACUGCCUUUUUGAUGAUGGGAAACCUUUCCCCGAACCUAAAGAGUCACGCAGUUACCAUGUUUGAAGUUGGCAAACUGUCAGACGAGUCUUUGGACAGCUUCCUUGUUGAGCUGGAAAAGGUUCAAAGCACAGGGGAAGGGGAAGCACAGAGGUACUUUGAUCAUGCACUUACUAUGAGAAACACUAUCCUUUUUCUACGACAUAAUAAGGAUCUUGUGACACAACCUGAGCAAGUGAACACAGGUUUACCUCUGGAUCUCCUGCGGUGUGAAAGCCUUUUGGGAUUGGAUCCUGCGACUUGCAGUAGAGUCUUAAACAAGAACUAUGCACUCUUGGUUUCCAUGGCACCUCUAACGAAUGAGAUCCGGCCAAUCAGCAGCUGCACCCCUCAGCAUAUUGGACCUGCUAUUCCUGAAAUUAGCUCCAUAUGGUUUAAACUCUACAUUUACCAUGUAUGCGGUCAAGGACCACCAUCACUUUUGCUUUCGAAAGGAACCAGACUCAGGAAGCUGCCACAUCCAUUUCAGAUGUACGACCGGCUGCUAAUAACCUCGUGGGGACAUGAUCCUGGUGUAGUUCCUACAUCUAAUGUAUUAGUCAUGUUGAAUGAUGCUUUGACUCACUCUGCAGUUCUCAUUCAGGGGCAUGGACUUCAUGGUAUGGGAGAAACUGCACAUGUGCCCUUCCCUUUUGAUGAGGAAGAGCUACAAGGAGAAUUCUCCAGUGUUAACAUGGGGGUACACAGAGCCUUUAAAAUAUUAAUGGACAAGCUGGAUUUGGAACAUUGCUGUGGCUAUAUCACAAUGUUGAACCCUUCCAGGCCUCGUGUGAUCCAGAGAAGACUGAGCAACACUUCCAAUGGAAAAGAUGAUCCAUCUCUAGCCUUGCGUUCAGAUGCCAACAGCAGCACAGAGUCCUUCGAGCUUGUGAGUGAGGAGACUGCAAUAGAUUCAGGAAUGAAAGCACACAAAGUAUCAAUGGUUGAAAAAGACUGGGUGCCCCUGGAGCUCUGCUAUGGAAUCCCCCUGUUUGCUUCAGAACUGAAUCAGAUGGUGUGUAAGAAGAUUGCUGCACACGGGCUCUGUGGGAAGGAGAGCCUUCAAAAUCUUCUCCAUUCCAGUCGGAAACUUUCCCUACAAGUUCUCAAUUUCGUUCAAUCAUUCCAGGAAGGAAACUCUUCAUUUGAACAGCUGCUGGAGUCGAACAGUGGGAGUAUGUCUUCACAGGCUUCCCCGGCAGACCUUGGCGUUCCACUGCCAUCCAAGAACUUGAUAUUCCUCAAUGGCAGACUUUCCGAAUGGAACGGACAUGGCCCUUUAUCUUUGCACAAUGUGUAUAUACCCAGUGAGCAAACCUAGCUCUGAAUCUAGCGCUUUGUCCAACACGUGCUACGUUGACGUUAGUAUUUAUUGCUGCAUUGUGGGUUGUGUUCUGACCUCCUGAGAUCAGGAACCUGCCCACGUGAUUGCAUAACUGUGUGGCCUGCACUUUAACACAUUCUCUGGAUGUCAAUUUACAUUCCUAGGUCUGCUUUUUGUAGUUUCUGUGGGCUGGAUCAUAUCACUGUAACAUAUACUUAAAGGAGAACUAAACUCUAAAAUUAAUUGGCUAAAAAU
Messenger RNA from Xenopus laevis (African clawed frog), 2937 nucleotides. It is a transcript of the gene fam91a1.S, whose product is annotated as family with sequence similarity 91 member A1 S homeolog. Gene Ontology annotation, cellular component: cytoplasmic vesicle; trans-Golgi network. The transcript has 25 exons. The record is from RefSeq and is a predicted model, not a curated record. Gene Ontology annotation, biological process: intracellular protein transport. Bases 13 to 2679 code for a protein of 888 amino acids. NCBI's taxonomy places the organism in Eukaryota, Metazoa, Chordata, Amphibia, Anura, Pipidae.